Molecule: messenger RNA, 4355 nt
Organism: Oryzias latipes (Japanese medaka)
Lineage: Eukaryota; Metazoa; Chordata; Actinopteri; Beloniformes; Adrianichthyidae
Source: RefSeq, a predicted model, not a curated record
UGGAGAUAUUUUCUCCUCCAAAAGCCCAACCAGACAUUUUGGUUACUAAACAAAAACACAGGAUAGUCUGUUAUUUUGGGUGGGCUAUACUUCACUGUUCUGGUUUCAUUGUAAAUUGAAUUAGUUUUAUGAUCAAUAAAAUCACACAGUGUGAAGAGUUGCUUAAUUGUCUUCCCAUGACUAUUUUAUGAGUGUUUUUGGUUUUGAAUCUGUCCUUCAGUGUUUUCUCUGUGGCUGAGAAACCAAAAUCCCUCAAUGACACCAUGGGGGGCUGAAGGUGGACCCCGGCCCUGAUAAAAGGUGAAUGUGGCCGUGGCAGCAGUCCACCCGGACCAGAAACUGGCCCAAAGUGACGUGAACAAUGAGGAUGUGGGCGGGAAAAGAGAUCUAUGGGAGUUAUGGCAGAUUUAUAUGAGAUCAUCACUAAGGUCACUAAAGGCGGGACUGAAGCGGGGGGGGGGGUGACCGGGGGCCCGGGAGGCGGGGGGAGGGGGUGACAUCACAUCGCGCAGCUCCUCGCUUCUCCUCCGCUCCGCUUCCCGCCUCGGAGGCACACCUUCAUCUCCGGUGAGGAGGCUGGACUCCGGGAGGCGGGAAACACCUUCAGACGCGAUGACCGCCAGUUUCCCGAACAUGGCGUCUGUCGGAGACAUCGACCCGCUCAGCGCGUCCAUCCCGGCCACCAAAGUUGAAAUCACGGUGUCCUGCAGAAACCUGUUGGACAUGGACACCUUCUCCAAAUCAGACCCAAUUUGUGUUCUCUACACACAAGCCAUUGGAAACAAGGAGUGGAGAGAGUUUGGGAGAACAGAAGUGAUCGACAACACGCUUAAUCCAGACUUUGUGCGGAAAUUCAUUCUGGACUACUUCUUUGAAGAGCGUCAGAACCUCAGACUUGACUUGUAUGAUGUGGACUCCAAGAGUGCCAACCUGUCCAAACACGACUUCCUGGGCCAGGCUUACUGCACCCUCGGAGAGAUAGUGGGGUCAUUGGGCAGCCGCUUGGAAAAACCUCUUGGGGGGAUUCCGGGGAAGAAAUGUGGGACCAUUAUUGUGAAAGCUGAGGAGCUGAACAACUGCAGAGAAUCUGUGAUGAUGCAGUUCUGUGGGAACAAGCUGGACAAAAAGGACUUCUUCGGCAAGUCCGACCCCUUUCUCAUCUUCUACAGAAGCAACGAGGACGGCACAUUCACCAUCUGCCACAAGACAGAAGUGGUGAAGAACACGCUGAACCCCGUGUGGCAAGCCUUCAAAAUCCCCGUGAGAGCUCUCUGUAACGGGGAUUACGACAGAACGAUCAAGGUUGAAGUGUACGACUGGGACAGAGAUGGCAGUAGUCACGACUUCAUUGGGGAGUUCAGCACCAGCUACAGAGAGCUGUCCAGAGGGCAGAGCCAGUUUAACGUCUACGAGGUGGUAAAUCCAAAAAAGAAGGGAAAGAAGAAAAAAUACCUCAAUUCUGGAACGGUGACGCUGCUGUCGUUCCUGGUGGACAUUGAAGUCACCUUCUUGGACUACAUCAAGGGGGGGACCCAGAUCAACUUCACCGUGGCCAUUGAUUUCACAGCUUCCAAUGGUAACCCCGCCCAGCCCACGUCGCUCCAUUAUAUGAGCCCCUACCAGCUCAACACCUACGCCAUGGCUUUGAAGGCGGUGGGAGAAAUCAUCCAGGACUAUGACAGUGACAAGAUGUUCCCUGCGUUGGGCUUUGGAGCCAAGCUCCCUCCUGAUGGACGCGUGUCCCACGAGUUUGCCCUGAAUGGAAACCCGCAGAACCCGUACUGUGACGGGAUUGACGGCGUGAUGGAAGCCUAUUAUCAGACCCUGAAGUCGGUUCAACUCUACGGACCCACCAACUUUGCCCCCGUCAUCAACCACGUGGCCAGGUAUGCAGCCUCUGUGAAGGACGGCUCUCAGUACUUCGUCCUCCUCAUCAUCACAGAUGGAGUCAUCACAGACAUGGCUCUGACCAAAGAAGCCAUCGUGAAUGCCUCCGGUCUGCCGAUGUCCAUCCUCAUCGUCGGCGUUGGCCCGGCAGAGUUUGACGCGAUGGUGGAGCUGGACGGCGAUGAAGUUCGGAUCUCAUCCAGAGGAAGACUGGCAGAGAGAGACAUCGUCCAGUUCGUCCCCUUCAGAGACUACAUGGACCGGACUGGGAACCAUGUCCUGAGCAUGGCCCGGCUGGCCAAAGACGUCCUGGCUGAGAUCCCAGACCAGUUCCUGUCCUACAUGCGGACGCGUGGCAUAAAACCGUCUCCGGCGCCGCCUCCCUACACCCCGCCGGCACAGCUCAUCCAAACGCAGAUCUGAAGCCGAAGGCGCCUUUGGCAGACAAACUCCUAAACACGUUCAAUUCUUCCAUGUCCUGCUCGGGGCUGCUAACCACACGGCGCCACCGCGGACGCCGUGGUCGUUGUUCAGGAAGGUGGCGUGCCGGACCGGAGGAAAGAAACCAUCGACACAGAAACCAACGCUGACGAGUAAUCCAGGAAAGAUUUUUAGUCUGAGGAAGAGAACGAUGACAGACUCUGUGAGGGGGCGGGGCAAACAUCAAAGAGAGUGAUCCAUCUCUUGAUCUUAAGCUAACUCCUGUAAAUAACUGGGCAUGCGUGACUUCUGUGUGUCGUUCUCUGCACUCGCUCGCUCAAAACUGUUUACAGAAAAUCCUAGGAAAUCUUUCUACUGUUGGUACUUUUCUAGUGUGGAGCCGGAGCUCGGACUCCUGCCGAACUUCCUGGCCCCCAUCGGUGGGGGUCAGUGGUGCAGGUCCCGGUAGCCUUUCUGUACCGUAAAUCUAGUGCUUGUGUGAAGCCGUUUUGCAUGAGUGUAGCCUCAGUGCAUGCAUGUAGUUGAUCACACCCAUCCGGCCGUGGGGGGGUCUACCAUGUUGCCGUGGCGUCUCCAUCCAACAUGCUUUCUCCUUUUCACACCUAAACUCCCCUGGUGUCAUUGCACUUCCUCCUUUUCAUCCAGAGUUUUCCAUCCUGGAAGUUCUCCUCCGGUGUCUCGGUUCCAAACCUUUCAUCUCCUUCCCGCCAUCUUCAAACCAGCAGCAGCUGCUGUCAGAAUCACAGAAAGCCCAGUGUCAAAAAUGUGCAAAAACGACAUUUUUCCCUUUGAUCUUUUGGUUUCUUCUUCGUUGGUGCAGCUGUGAACGUGUGCACAUUUAUGUUUGUAUGUUUCUGUCAUGUUUUUGUCGUCACUGAAGCGACUGUUUUCCAAAGGUUUGUCUAGAUGAUGAUAUUUUACCUGAUCAACAACAUGUGAACUUCUGCAGAGACGGAUGUUCGUAUGAUGCUUAUGAAGGAAAGAAUUGUAGCCAAUCAGAGAAAGUGGGUGUGUCUGUUAGCCUGGGGGCGGGGCUAGCAGCGCAGACUCUUCCUGUAAGGGGCGGUUCCUUACUUUGUGAUGUCACAAUGUGAGGACCCGCUGGUUUUGAUGGAUUGGGAGGGGCUGGAGCUCAGAGGGCAGAUUCUUAGAGGAAUCCUCAGAAACACAUGAAGUAUCAAAAUACCACUUUGGGUUGUUUAUAGUGAGGAAAAAACAUCAUAAAACACUUAAAAUGUUAAAGAAUUGAUUUGACGUGGUAGAAGUCCUUUAACUCAAACAUUUUGUACUAAAUUUGUGCAAAAACUUUUCCAGAAAACUGUAAAUUUCAUACAAUUUCUAAGGGAAACUCAUAAUUUCUCAAUUGUUUUUAAUAAAAAUUGAAUGACUUAAAAUAAAUAUGUAAAAAUAUAACCUUCAGAAUUUUUUUCGUAACCAGUCUGCUUCCAUACGUCGACAAAGUACACAACCUUAACUAUUCCAUGCACACAAACAAACAGUUGUAUUGACGCGGCUCAGCAUAUAGAAGUGUGCGCAUGCAUGUAUUUUUAAUGUACUUUGAGGUACCUUUAUACAAGUAUUUUCUUAGACCAAGUGAGGUGUUAAACAUAGACCUUUGUAGGCAGAAGAUAUCCAAAAACUCUGGUGUGUGUGUGUGUGUGUGUGCUCGUCACUUUGGUUUUGCAUGGACAGUUUCACACAGGAAGCAGCGGUUCCUGCUUUUGUGUUCUUGAAGUCUUUCUAAAACUUUACUGUACUAAAUGGCCUUAAAAACGUUCACUGAUCUUCUGGGAAUCGUGCGAUGCCUUCUUUCCAGUCAGCAUUUGUUCCUUCAAGGAAUUGAUUGGUAUCUAUUUUGUGUUUCUAUUGUUUUCCAGUGUUUGUUUUUUCAGAGAAAUAAAAAUCUCUCCUUUUGAAAAAUGUGAUGAAUCACGCAUGGCUGCAGUUCUGAUUGCCUGUUAAUACAUAGAUGACUAUUUCUGUAUUGAACAAUGGAAUUUUUCAAUAAAUAUUCAUAUCAAACGAAA